AUGGAUGAGCCAAGUAAGGGUAUUUUAAACCGCAACCCCCAGAACUCGCUGGGCAGCAGCUCAGGCUUUCCCCCUCCUAUUCAUGCUCCUGAUCGCUCGCCACCAUCAGAAGCCCCCGCUUUAAACGUAACGAUAAAAAUCGAAGAGCCGCCAGAACAGCGCGGUCGUUCCAGGAACAAACUCAGCAACGCCCGCUCCUACAGUAGCAGCCGUAGCAGGACCAAAUCGCGCUCGUUAGGCCGUCCUCCAUUGUCAGAGCACGAAAAUCUAAAGUGGACCAUAUUAGCACAUGACCCCUCUGAACGACUCCAUCAGCGCUCUGCGCUGACCACCAGCUUUGCUAUGGACGAGGAGGACCCUGUUAGUGACGAAGAACAGAUCAGCGACACAGACCUAGAUGCAGACCUCGAUUACGACCUCGGCGCCCGCGUACUGCCUAACUUCGCCAAAAGCAUCCAACACGUGCUAGAUUCACAGCCGGCCUGGCUAGCCGCCCAUAGAGCUUCUAUAAGUCCCCAAAACUCCCCGCUGGAGGUCAAUACCCUAAAUGGCACCUGCAAGCGCGCUAUAAAGCACAUCGCCCACCACCGCGGAUCUCCUCCGCCCAAAGAGUCCCCCGGCAGGUCCUUCCUCGUCUACCUCGAGGAUCUAAGCUUUUCUUCUGCUGAGAAGCUCUACGCUCUAACCUACACAUUUGGCGCUGUUAUCGCCAACUACGACACUCUAUACAUAUUGGUCCAGUGCGACCAGGACGACGUAGAAAAUCACAUGUCACGUGUCAAUGAACAAGUGGAAUUCCUACUCGACUGUACCAGUGGUGUGCUUGAUUACCUGGACGUUAUUAUCGUCACGCUUCACCACCAGUACCCUCGCCACCUUCUUACCGAGAUGAUUGAAGCCUUCCGGACCGUUGGUGUAGUCGUGCCAUUACAAAUCGCCACAGGCUCCCUUGCUGGCUAUGUCAGUUCCGUUCCAACUUUAGUUGUACGCAAGAAACUAAGGCGAGCGAGACGCAGGGGUUUCCACGAAUAG
Eremothecium sinecaudum is the source of this 1032-nucleotide messenger RNA. It is a transcript of the gene IMP21, whose product is annotated as Imp21p. Lineage: Eukaryota; Fungi; Ascomycota; Saccharomycetes; Saccharomycetales; Saccharomycetaceae. The record is from RefSeq and is a predicted model, not a curated record. The transcript has a single exon. Bases 1 to 1032 code for a protein of 343 amino acids.